Messenger RNA from Candidozyma auris, 1668 nucleotides. RefSeq lists its product as uncharacterized. The record is from RefSeq and is a predicted model, not a curated record. Lineage: Eukaryota; Fungi; Ascomycota; Pichiomycetes; Serinales; Metschnikowiaceae. The transcript has a single exon. The coding region runs from base 1 to 1668 and encodes 555 amino acids.
AUGAACUCAAGCUUCUUCUACAUGAAAUCGACCCCCAAAGUUUCUUGCGACCAAGAAGAUUUCAGGAUGUUUGUAUCGAAAUCCGCCUAUAAACGAGGCAGAUCAAAGUUCCCGUUGCAAACUUCGCAACUUGGACCACCACCACAAAAGGGUCCACCAAUUGAGGUGCCAGCCGCCUCGAAAACGAGGUCGCCCUACUCAAUUGCACAAAUGGCUGCGAUUAAGGCCAUGAAGGACCCAGAGGUAUCAUCAUCUAAGCGGCCGGCCAACUUACACGCAAGUUUGAAGUCGCACGAUAAUACAAAACGAGCAGAAGCCGCCGCCGUAACUACCAGGCCCCGCCCUAUCUUUUUCGAGCCUGUUGACACAAAGUCGAUGAAGAGGCUCGUCGCGAAGCAGAAAGAGGUCUACAGGAAGACAUUUAUGAAGCCCGUGGCAAAUGAGCAGGAAACGAAGCCGGACAGACUUUCUAAACCUGCUCAGGAACCACCUUUCGAGCGCCAUGGUAAAGUGAAGGAGAAAGCGAGACCAGGAAACUCCAAGACAAAGGAUCUGGCCAAACCUCACUACACCAGGUAUAAUAUCUUGCCUGAGACAGAUUUGGCUGCAAAAUCCUGCAUGCAGCCCCAGGCUCCCCCACGCAUGGUCGACGCACCGAACAAACUCGUCGCCCUGUAUGCCUGCAAGAGAGCUGCAUCAAGCAAAGACAAUCGCUUGCUAGUGUUGGGAGAUCAGCUUCACCAUCAUGAUUGCAAGACCUCCUUUCACUACUUUAUGCAUAUCAACAAACUUCAAUACCCAAGCUCUUUCAAUCCCUACCACAAUUGCUGUGGAGAGCUUGUGCCUAUUGGUAAAGACUCUCCAGAAAUGAUUGAAAGGGAGUCGAGGAAUGUGGCUAUGCUUAAGGAGGAGUACCACUCUCCCUCAAAGUAUGACGACAGAAACCCCUUCGAGAACUCUAAACUCUUCUUGCAAGCUAAGUCUGUUGCUGAUGUCAGAUCUCUGACUACGGCCAAUGCUUGUACAGUUGUUUCAGAGCCUGUUGCGAAGGCCGUUGUAGAGCCAAAGGUUGCUUCCACGCCGCUUUUGCCUUACCAGUCUAGCAGCUGCUCUUCUUCUUGCUCAGACUUUUACAGCAACCCUUGGACAGACUCUGCCUCUGUCUUCUCUGACUACUCCGACCCAAGCUAUAACCCUUGGGCUGAUGACAACUAUUCACCCAACAACCUCUCGUGUUUGUCUCUAAACCAGACUUUCACACCAUGCUCUACUCCUCCACGUGAGCCCGAUGCUGUCUUUGAAGUCAAAAAGGUUACCCUCGAGCCUUUGUUUGAUGUAAAUGAUGCGUUGGCCUAUCACGAGAAGGAUAUCGAGGAACUCGAAGUUCAUCCUUCGAAGUCUCAGCCUGAGACUAAGCCCAAGCCAGCUGACCUGGAAGAGGCCAGCCAAUCGCCUCCCUUGAAGAAGGCCUCUCUUGUUAAAUUGAUCAGUCUGCAACUUGAAGACACCUUCAAUGUGCCGUUCAAGAGGACAGAGAUUCAUACCGACUCUGCGCAGAUCCAGAUCAAGAGCAAGAUUCAGAAGUUGAACAGCUUCUUCUCGGAGAUGGGUGCUUUCACGACUGUGCCACAAAAGAAGCCUGCUGGCAAGACACUUAUCAAUGCAUAG